GAUGAGAAACCUUCUGAUCUUCCUGUGGACCUUACUCUUCAUGAUGCCGUUUAUCAAAGGCAUCUCUGGGUGCGCCAUAACGGACGACGUUUGCGAAUUCUCGCUGGUGUUUGAGCAAAAACUGACCAUGAUUCGGAAAAUGACCCCAGUAUUUCCAGCCAAUGGCCACAUCUACCGAUACGACGUCACGAACAUCUCUGCCGCGGAACCACUGUCUACCGACGACGUCAUCACUGCGGACGGCUGGGAGGAGCCGAGACUGGUGCUGGCGGUGAACGGGACGAUUCCAGGUCCCCCUAUAGAUGUGUACGAGGGCCAGACUGUAAUCGUUCACGUGAAGAACCUGAUGACGAGCGCCACCACCUCGGUCCAUUGGCACGGCCUGCACCAGCCCGGCACGCCCUGGAUGGACGGGGUGGGCUUCAUAACACAGUGUCCCAUCCAGCCAGGACAGUCGUUUACUUACAGGUUCAUGGCCACGCCGAGAGGAACGUUUUGGUACCACUCCCACGUCGGCGCCCAGCGUUCUAUGGGUCUGUACGGAGCGUUUGUUGUAAGGGAGAAGAAACCACUGGAGAUGCCGGAGAGGAUUAUGAUACUCAGUGACUGGAACCACGACUGGGAGUCGGACCUGUCCCUGAAUCUCAUGAUGCCGGGAGUGUAUGUGAACAGACGCAAGCUGCCUAAUACGAAAUCGCUAGAUGGCGCACACUUCACCAUGUUUAAAUUCCAGUCAGGACUUGUAAAUGGAAAAGGCAGAUUUUAUGAUGCAACUGGGAAACACAACGGAGCCCCUUUGGAAGUUUUCAACGUUCAGAAAGGACUGACGUAUAGAUUUAGGCUGAUUUCUGCAGGAAUUUUAUAUCCGUUUCGAAUAUCUGUCGACGAACAUAACCUAACAAUUGUUGCUUCAGAUGGGUUUGACAUACGUGAACAAACAGUAGAAUCCCUCAUUAUUAAUCCUGGAGAGAGAUUUGAUUUCAUUAUUCACGCCGACAGGGAUGUUAAUAAUUAUUGGAUUCGUGCGAAAACUCUCGAGAUUAAUGUGAAUCACACAGCAGAAGCAAUCUUACGCUACGAUUCUGCAACAACUGAAGACCCAACUACCAGACAAAGACAUUGCACGGCUGGUGACAAAUGCAUCGUCAUGAACUGUCCAUUCACAUACUACCCCAUCCAGUCCCACACCAGAUGUCUCAACUUCGGUGAUCUUAAAUCGAAGACAAACAACGACUCGGCGCCGAUAUUUAUACCCGGGCAGUUCAAAGAACAUUUUCUUAAUUUUGGCUUUCCUGGACGUCCUGGAAUGAUGCCAGCUUCCAUCAAUGGGCACACUUUUGACUUUCCAACAGUUUCCGCACUGACCCAACCGCAAGAAUUAUCUUCAGGAUGCAGCGAUUCAAACUGCGGGACAGACAAAGUGUGUAUGUGUAGGUAUACACUAGAUCUGAAACACGGAGACACCAUCCAGAUGGUCUUCACAAAUAUGGGAAGCGGCAAAGGACUGUCUCACCCAGUACAUAUGCACGGCCAUUCGUUCUACGUGGUGAAAAUGGGAUACGGUCUUUACAAUGAAACGACUGGUAAGCUAAUGGGCGAUAGCGAAGACAUCGAUUGCAGAGGGAAGUUUUGUAACAAUGCCACAUGGUCGAACAGUUCCUGGAAGGACGGUAACGUCCCUGGGUUAGAGCUGACGAAUCCACCGAGAAAAGAUACCAUCAUCGUCCCAACAAGCGGCUACGUCGUGGUGAGAAUCAGGGCAGAUAACCCAGGAGUGUGGUUUUUGCACUGUCACAUAGAGUUCCAUAACAAUCACGGCAUGGCUAUGGUUUUAAAUGAAUCUUUUCCAAAUCACAGACGUCCGCCGCCGGGUUUCCCAGUGUGCAAAAACUAUGAGCCUGAAAAACACGCAUAUCUUCUUCAAGCCAUCAACAGGAGUUCAGAAACAGUAGAACUGAAGCUGUUUUGGAUUGUCGUGGGCUGUCUCAUCGCCAUUAUUAUGGCAGAACUAUUCAUUAUUGGAUGUCUUUAUCUCCGCAAGAAAGACGAUCUAUCCAUCAAAUACGACGUGUCGGCGGAAGCUCACGAAAACAAAGUCUACGUAGAGUAGUAUAAAACAUAAUUCACUGCUAAUUUAGAAGGUCUCUCACCACUGUUUUGUUUUACAUGUCCGAGCAUACAAACAUUAACUUAUGUAGGAAAUAAACCGGAAGACAAUGUAUAAUUAGGUUUCUCCUUUGGAAGUCGAUGAUGGUUCCUGUUAUGUUACAAGAAGAAAAAGUAAAAGAAAAAAACAACAAAAAACCCAAAACAAUAAAACAACAAAACAAUACCACUCCAAAUUAAAACAACAAAACCCCAAACAA
This is a messenger RNA of Gigantopelta aegis, 2366 nucleotides long. RefSeq names its product laccase-2-like. Gene Ontology annotation, cellular component: plasma membrane. Gene Ontology annotation, molecular function: oxidoreductase activity; copper ion binding. Lineage: Eukaryota; Metazoa; Mollusca; Gastropoda; Neomphalida; Peltospiridae. Gene Ontology annotation, biological process: iron ion transport. The record is from RefSeq and is a predicted model, not a curated record. Bases 2 to 2110 code for a protein of 702 amino acids. The transcript is spliced from 2 exons.